AUGGUCCACUCUGGUCGAAGCUCAUGCCCCGUUUCUCCAGUUGUCGUUAGGCGCGCGUCCGUGUGUGCCAGUGUGCGUGCGAGAACGGGACUGCAUCGCUGCCCAUUCAAUUCAUAUUCAGACGCCGACAAACACUGAGAUACAACUAUGGCCUCUGGGGUGACUGUGACGGAAGAUGUGGUGACCGUCUUCAACGAGAUGAAGGUGCGGAAGGCCCAGGCAGGGGAGGAGGAGAAGAGGAAGAGGAAGAAGGCGGUGCUCUUCUGCCUGAGCGACGACAAGAAGAACAUCAUCCUGGAGGAGGGCCAGGAGAUCCUGCAGGGGGACGUGGGAACCACCGUACAGGACCCCUACCUGCACUUUGUCAAGAUGCUGCCGCCCGAAGACUGUCGCUACGCCCUCUACGACGCCACCUACGAGACCAAGGAGACCAAGAAGGAGGACCUGGUCUUCAUCUUCUGGGCCCCAGACAAGGCUCCGCUGAAGAGUAAGAUGAUCUAUGCCAGCUCCAAGGAUGCCAUCAAAAAGAAGUUCACAGGCAUCAAGCAUGAGUGGCAAGUCAAUGGCCUGGAGGACAUCAAGGACCGGCGUACCCUGGCAGAGAAGCUGGGGGGCCAGUCAGUGGUGUCUCUUGAAGGGAGCCCUAUAUAAACCCAGCCCCAGGCUUCGUUUGCGGCCUGUAGGAAGACCAGAAUUCAGAAUUCCAUGGGGUUUGGCUGUUCAUUCCAA
Conger conger (European conger) is the source of this 729-nucleotide messenger RNA. RefSeq names its product cofilin-2-like. Gene Ontology annotation, molecular function: actin filament binding. Gene Ontology annotation, biological process: cell motility; actin filament fragmentation; actin filament severing. NCBI's taxonomy places the organism in Eukaryota, Metazoa, Chordata, Actinopteri, Anguilliformes, Congridae. The record is from RefSeq and is a predicted model, not a curated record. The transcript is spliced from 4 exons. Gene Ontology annotation, cellular component: actin cortical patch; cytoplasm; actin cytoskeleton. The coding region runs from base 148 to 651 and encodes 167 amino acids.